GACCCAGGAGGGAAGGCUGGUUAAAGCCCGUCUCGUACCUACCUUGAAACCACUCCCUUUGGUCUGACGGCUGUUCCGUUCUCACUUCGAACAAGAACAAUCUCAAGACUCGUUAGUGUAUUUGUAGUUUUUAGCAGUCUAAAGUUUUUUCGCUCUCGGAAGCCUCCAUAAACUUUUUUUCUCUGCGGACGCGGACUUGCUGACAGAACAGCAUGGUGUUAAAGUCGGAAGAAGGAGUCGUUCCAGACGAUCUCACCCCGGAGGAGAAGCAGGAGCUGGAGAAUAUCCGCCGGCGCAAGCAGGAGCUGCAGGAGGACAUUCAGCGGCUGAAGGAUGAGAUAGCAGAAGUGACCAGUGAGAUCGAGAACCUUGGUUCCACUGAGGAAAGGAAAAAUAUGCAGAGGAACAAACAGGUGGCCAUGGGGCGAAAGAAAUUUAACAUGGACCCUAAAAAGGGGAUCCAGUUCCUGAUUGACAACGACUUGCUGAAGAACACCAGUGAUAACAUCGCUCAGUUCCUCUACAAGGGCGAGGGCCUGAACAAAACCGCCAUCGGAGAUUACCUCGGAGAGAGAGAUGAUUUCAACAUCCAAGUCCUCCAUGCUUUUGUGGAGCUGCACGAAUUCACAGACCUCAACCUGGUCCAGGCCCUGAGGCAGUUCCUGUGGAGUUUCCGUCUGCCGGGAGAAGCCCAAAAGAUCGACCGCAUGAUGGAGGCCUUCGCUCAGCGCUACUGCCAGUGCAACCCUGGUGUUUUCCAGUCCACAGACACGUGCUACAUCCUUUCGUUUGCCAUCAUCAUGCUCAACACCAGCCUCCACAACCCCAACGUGAAGGACAAGCCGACCGUGGAGCGGUUCAUCUCCAUGAACAGAGGCAUUAACGAUGGAGGGGACCUACCCGAAGACCUGCUCAGGAACCUGUACGACAGCAUCAAGAAUGAGCCUUUCAAAAUCCCCGAAGACGACGGCAACGACCUCACGCACACUUUCUUCAACCCGGAUAGAGAGGGCUGGCUGCUAAAGCUGGGAGGCGGCCGGGUCAAAACUUGGAAGAGAAGGUGGUUCAUUCUCACAGACAACUGUCUUUACUACUUUGAGUACACCACAGACAAAGAGCCCAGAGGGAUCAUCCCGUUGGAGAAUCUGAACAUCAGGGAGGUUGAGGAUAAGAAGCCUAACUGCUUCGAGCUUUACAUCCCAGACAACAAAGAUCAGGUAAUAAAAGCGUGCAAAACCGAGGCGGAUGGGCGUGUUGUCGAAGGCAACCACACCUUCUACCGCAUCUCUGCCCCGACUGAAGAGGAGAAAGACGAAUGGAUGAACAGCAUACAAGCUGCUAUUAGCAGGGACCCCUUUUAUGAGAUGCUUGCAGCCAGGAAGAAGAAAGUGUCGUCGCUUAAGAGGCACUAGAGCUGCUGGGCUCCUCCAACGUUGCACUUGACAGAGAAGAGGGGUGGCGUGGAGGUGGGGGGUGGGGGGUUCUGGCUGUCUGCUUCCCCCUCCUGGGUCGGUGCAGAGGCCACGGUUGAGGUUUCCCUCAAAACCUCUCCGACGGUUUCUCUUCAACUCUACAGGCUAGAAACAAAAACAGGAAGCAUGGUGGGGAGUCAGAUAAGAGCCGGGGGGGGCUCAAAGCUUCCUCAACCCUUCUGUCUGAAUGUCUCCUUUUUUUUUUUCCACUCACAGCUUUGGAUGUUCUGUUUCUCAGGCAGGAAGGGAAUCUUGCUGGUAAAAAUCCCCUUUUGAAAAAAAGCUUUAAGAAGUCAUUCCUCAUAUUCAUCGUGUAUAUCGACAACGUGCUCCUGCAGGCGCCCCCUUUGCACACGUCAUUUUGAACUCAGCAGGUCUGACCCAAGCGUGGCAUCCCCGAACCAAAAUGUUCCUCAAAGAUCUUUUACUGACGUGCUUUUAAUAUGUUUUAGUAACGAGUGUAUUUUUUUAAAGCUUUCGCUGUCUGUUGCUCUUUGUUUUGUCUGCCUGUGAUCACGACUGUUCUUGCAGCAGGAGCUGCUGGAAAGGCUGUUUCAGACCGACGGUUGAAGCAGUUGGGAAUGUUUUUAAUGAUUUUUUUUUUUUUUUUACUUUUGAGAAAAAGAGAAAGUGUAACCGCAAACCCUACGGUUACAAAACAAGUUGCCACUCAGGAGAUUAAAGCGAAAACGAAACCGGACCUCCUCUCGAUGCAACCAUUCAGAACUUGCGUGGUCUUGGUAUGUCUGCAAACUCAGUUCUUGUCUCCCUUUAGGCCCCCUUGCUACGUUACUCUGGAUAUUUAAACAGAUAUUUCUUUUUCUCCAAUUUGGUCAGUGCUGUUAGAUUCCAAUCAAAACCGCAUUUAGAUAUUUUAUCCUGCUGGACGCUUGUUAUACCGACGCUCAGCCUGCAGGGGACGGGAAAGUUGACAUUAACCAACAUCAGCCGUUAAGAGCAGAACAUCCUGAGCAUUGCUAAAGCAGUGCAAGGCAAAACAAUACAAGUGCUCCUGAACGCCACGUCCCCGCUGUGAAACCCGGCGUCAGCAGCGUUGUGACGCAGGGAGGAUUUCCGAAACUAAACGGCUGCAUUUCGUCGCGUCCGCGACACAAGUUUGUCGGCAGGUGGAAUAACUGAGGAAAGGGCAGAGAUUUGUGGAAACGAGAGACGGGACAAAGAGAGGAAGAGCGACCUUGCAUGUUGUGGCAUUUUUUAAUUAUCUCCAGAAAUCCUGGCCGCACACAAAUGUGAGUUUUGAAAAAAUCUCUGUGUCAAUGCGAACGGUGGGCGUCCCUUUUCCAAGUGAUCGGGUUCGCGCGGACAGAGCUUUUCGCUCCAUGUGCGAAACAGAAGCUCAGCGUCACUCUGUGACACUGAAGGAGUGUAAAUGUUAGAGAGCGCUAGUGCUCGGCGCUUUUGAGAAAAUGUGACUGGAAUUGCUGCUGGUUGGCGAGCCUGAUUUAGUUUUUUCUUUACCCUGUCUAGCACAGAUUUUCUCUCUCCUUAUUUUCUGCACAGUGUUGUUAUUUUUAAUAAUAAACAUAACCCCUCUGACCAUUGUAAAAAAUAACCAUUGUAAUCUUCAGGUUAUGUUAAAGCCAUAUUGUAAAAAAAAAAAAAAAAAGCAACAACAAAAGAAACUUAUUGCUGUCGAAGCUCUAAACUAUGCCUGUAAAUGAGUGGGAUGUACCUCCGUCUCAGGAUGUUUCGUAUGAAAUGGUGACGGGGGGCUGCAGCAGCGACAAAUUGAAAAAAAAACAAUCACAAAUUGUGCAUUUAGUUUUUAUUUUAUUUUCUAAAGUGGACUAUCUGUUCAGUUUCUUGUUUCUCGUCCUCUCCGCUGCUUUCGACGCCCUGCUCCCAGAGGAUUAGGAGAAGAAGAAGAAAAAAAAAAGGCAGAGCGGUCAUGAUUCUCAACAGUAUUGUUUUAUUUAUCAAUGUUGUACAUAUUUAAAUAGAUAGUGGGCGUUUUGUUUUGAGUUUUGUUAGAUUUGACAAUUUUGGUUUAGUAUACUGUUAUAGUAUUUCAGAUUUCUAUCAAUGCCAUUUACUCAAUUUGAAAUAAAGCCUCAUUUGUCUCUAAAA
Fundulus heteroclitus (mummichog) is the source of this 3560-nucleotide messenger RNA. It is a transcript of the gene cyth1a, whose product is annotated as cytohesin 1a. The transcript has 13 exons. The record is from RefSeq and is a predicted model, not a curated record. Gene Ontology annotation, molecular function: guanyl-nucleotide exchange factor activity. NCBI's taxonomy places the organism in Eukaryota, Metazoa, Chordata, Actinopteri, Cyprinodontiformes, Fundulidae. Gene Ontology annotation, biological process: regulation of ARF protein signal transduction. The coding region runs from base 213 to 1412 and encodes 399 amino acids.